AUGUUGGAUGAGAGGACUCUCCACAUUACCUAUGAAAGAAAUGAAGAUGAUGACAUUGAUGUUGUAAUUACUGAAUUCAACCUUCCCGAAGCUGUGGAGGUACCCUAUGACAGUCAGAAUGCUACCAUUGUUCCUCUCAAAAUUCAUAUGCCAAAGCCAUUUCCUUAUGAUUCUAGUACUAUUGUUCCUUGGAAGUAUAAUGCUACAAUAAUGGCUGGGAGAGAAGAAGUUAAGCCUGGUCCUAUGCUGACUGUUGUAAAUAUUACUGAUGUGAGUUGUAUGACUCGAAAUGGUAAUUUGUUUGCUCAAAAUCCUCCUUACAAGGAAAAUCCAAGAAAUGAUAAUUUCUCUGCACAAGUUCCCCCUCUAAAGGAUAUGCAUAGGAAAAAUCUUGGUAAAGAACCUGUGACUGUGGUUGAUCAACUCCUUCAGACACAAUCAAAGAUAUCUCUAUUGUCUUUACUGAUAAACUCCAAGGCUCACCAAAAUGCCCUAAUUAAGAUUUUGAACCAAACCUAUGUUGAGCAUGAUGUGACCCUUGUGCAAAUUGACAAUGUUGUUUCCAAUAUCACCAUCAAUAAUGUGCUGAGCUUUAGCAAAGAAGAGAUUCCUCCGGAAGGUAGAGAGCACAACCAUUCUCUGCAUAUAUCCAUGAAAUAUGGAGAGUACACCUUGACAAAUGUACUGGUUGAUAUUGGGUCCUCCGUGAAUGUUAUGCCAAAGAGCACCUUAGAUAGGUUGUCUUAUUAUGGGGCACCUAUAAGAUUGAAUGAAAUUGUUUUAAAAGCUUUUGAUGGUUCCAAGCGCAACCUCAUCAGAGAUAUUGAUCUACACAUCCACAUUAGACCUAAUGAUUUUGAAAUCACUUUUCAAAUAAUGGAUAUUUAUCCCGCUUAUAGCUGUCUGUUGGGAAGACUAUGGGUCCAUAGUGCUGGAGCUAUAACUUAUACUCUCCACCAAAUGCUGAAGUUUGUUGUGAAUGACAAGCUUAUAACUGUCUAUGGAGAGAAAACAAUAUUUGUUAGUCAAUUGUCAUCUGCUCCAAACGUCAAUGCUGAUAUUGAAGAAAUUGGGACUCAAUUCGAAGCCUUGGAAGUCGUCAACUCUGUGCAUGGUAAAAGAGAUGAUGCAUCCAUUUCUUCUUGGAAAGAUGCCCAAGAAGUGGUUGAACAAGGAUUAUACGAAGGUUGGGGACAUGUCAUCGAACUUCCUACCAACAGAACAAGAGUGGUCUAA
Messenger RNA from Vicia villosa (hairy vetch), 1236 nucleotides. RefSeq lists its product as uncharacterized. Bases 1 to 1236 code for a protein of 411 amino acids. Lineage: Eukaryota; Viridiplantae; Streptophyta; Magnoliopsida; Fabales; Fabaceae. The record is from RefSeq and is a predicted model, not a curated record. The transcript is spliced from 2 exons.